AUGGCGUCGAAUCUCUUUUCACGGGAUACUGUUCCUGGCCGAGUCACGAAGUCAUUCUACGAAGAGCUUAGAGGGACCAGCAGAGAAGACGAAGACAUCGAGAAUAACGCUGCUGCUGAUCUGGACGAGAACAACUGGAACCAGCAUUUUCUAGACCAAGAUCUUGACGGCCUUGCUAUCGAAGACAGCCGUACUACGGCUGAUGGUACGGCGAAUUUGAUUCGCCAGGCAAAGAAGACUUCACAAAAUCGACCGGCGGUUUCAAACCACUGGCAUGGCUCAGGCCGUGAGGACGAGGGCGAUAAUGAUGUCCCAGCGUCAUUGCUCGUCGAGGCGAAUGAAGUGGAGCAAAUAGGCAAGUCUACGCAUCGUAAGCAACUGCCAGCCUCGUCACGGCGACAUAAACCACCGGGUCAACCUUCGCGACAGUCGCAAGCGCAAUGGGAACGAGCGCAGUCCCAGCAAAGGCUAUAUCAUGAGUUGCCUCUCCGAUCGCCUGGGGCCAAACCGUCAACCGCACUUGGUAGUGUGGUUUCAGGUAGCCCCAGGGAACAGGCACUUUGGAGGUGGAUAAACGUGUCGAACCUUGACUUUUUCAUGAGGGAUGUGUAUGAAUACUACCUUGGCAGCGGGUUUUGGUGCAUCUUGUGCGAGCGCGCUCUGCACCUUGUGCAAUCUACAUUUAUCACGAUUUUCCUCACCUUUCUUACGCAAUGCAUUGAAUACAACAAGGUGCCUGGGAGUAGCUCACUGUCACAAAUCAUCACCCCUCAGUGUACUAAGAAGAUGUCGUGGUAUUGGAAUCUAGGACUGUGGCUAUUCGUCUUCUAUUUCAUCUGGAAGGCAGUUCAAUUCUCUGUCGACACUCGUCGAUUGAUUACCAUGCGGAAUUUUUAUGUCCAUCUCUUGGAGAUUCCUGAGCAAGACAUGCAAACUGUUUCGUGGCAAGACAUUGUUGCACGCAUCAUGGCACUCAGAGAUGCCAAUCCGAACACGGCACUGAACAUGACCCGGACACAGCGAGACUGGAUCCGCGCGCAUUCAAAAGAACGUUUGGAUGCUAUUGACAUCGCCAGCCGUCUCAUGCGGAAAGACAACUAUCUCAUCGCCAUGAUCAACAAGGACGUUCUGGACAUGACCUUACCAAUCCCGUUCAUGCAAAACCGUCAAUUCUUUUCCGGAACGCUCCAGUGGUGGCUUUACUUCAGCGUCAUUGACCUCAUCUUUGACCAAAGUGGCCAAGUCAACCAAGAGUUUUUGAAAGCAGAUCGACGAGGCUUGCUCAGCCGUAAGCUACGGGAUCGUUUUGUCUGUGCCGGUCUACUCAACCUGCUUUGUACGCCAUUCUGGAUAGGCUAUCAGACGGUGAUUCAUCUACUCAAUUAUUACAAUGAGUACAAGAAGAACUCGGCCACGCUCGGUGAUCGCCGUUAUACAGCCUUGGCCAGAUGGAAAUUCCGCGAGUUCAACGAACUACCCCAUCUAUUUCAAGAACGAAUCAAUAUGUCAUACCCAUUUGCAAGCCGAUAUAUCGACCAAUUUCCGAAGCGGCUCGUAGAACAAGUAGCAAGGUCUGUUACCUUCAUGUCCGGCGCCAUUACCUUCACACUCGCCGCAGCUUCAUUCCUCGACCCGGAGCUAUUCCUUGGGUUCGAAAUCACCAAGGACAGGACGGCGCUUUUCUACAUCGGAGUUUUCGGCACCAUUUGGGCUCUCGCCAGGGGUAUGAUAUCAGAGGAGACUACAGUUUUCGACCCCGAAUUUGCGCUGAAGGGCGUCCUGGACUUUACUCAUCAUAUGCCAGACCAUUGGCAUGGGCGACUUCACAGCUUUGAUGUGAAGCAAGAGUUCUCCGAACUCUAUAAGCUCAAGGUCGUGAUUCUCGCAGAAGAGAUCCUGGGCAUCUUCCUAGCAUCGUUUGUGCUGCUUUUUUCUGCCCCAAAAAGCAGUGACCAAAUAAUCGACUUCGUUCGAGAAUUUACGAUCCAUGUCGAUGGGUUGGGGUACGUAUGCUCUUUUGCCGAAUUUGACUUUAGGAGAGGCCUUGGGAACCAAAAACCGACAGCUGGAGUCGACGAUGUCCGCGAGGAUUAUUACACAACCAAGCAUGGUAAGAUGGCUGCAUCAUAUUACGGGUUUCUUGAGAACUACGUGAUCAACCCCAAGACGGGCAUGCCGGGUGGCCACGUGCCGCCUAGCAUGCGGCAGCAAUUUCACCCGCCCCCGGCGUUCCCAGGGCUCAACUCUCCGAAUCUGGUAGCCGAGAUCCCGGGUUCACGAGAGGGGCGAGGCGAAACAGGCCGCAGCCGUGGCCUUCAAGGGGGCCUGGGCCAUCCGGCGAGGACGCCUCGAUUCGGAGCGUCCAUGACAGCACCUUCCCCCAUGGCAUCGAUGCUGCUCGACCCUCAUCACCAGCCUUCAGGUACAAACCUAAAUGUGCGAAGCACGUACGGUAUUAAAGGUCGACAGCAUCGUGGCGAACACCCACCAGAGCGUGGUAUCCGCGAAGAGCCCACAGAAGAAGGCAUGAGCUCGCAAUUACAAUCCUAUUCUCAGCGUGAAGAUGAAGAUGAAGCGGGCGGACCGCUUGGCGAGUCGGUUUGGCAGACCUCACCCGCCAAGAACUUGAGUAGGGAGAGUAGCGGGGCUUUGUCGCGGGAGCCAGAUACUGGCGUGCUGGGGUUGAUCCAGCAAUUCCAACAAGCCCAACGCAACAAUAGGCUAGGAGGGGCGUGA
Messenger RNA from Verticillium nonalfalfae, 2736 nucleotides. It is a transcript of the gene ATG9, whose product is annotated as autophagy protein atg9. The transcript is spliced from 3 exons. Gene Ontology annotation, cellular component: autophagosome; phagophore assembly site. The coding region runs from base 1 to 2736 and encodes 911 amino acids. The record is from RefSeq and is a predicted model, not a curated record. Lineage: Eukaryota; Fungi; Ascomycota; Sordariomycetes; Glomerellales; Plectosphaerellaceae. Gene Ontology annotation, biological process: protein localization to phagophore assembly site; autophagy of mitochondrion.